Callorhinus ursinus (northern fur seal) is the source of this 2767-nucleotide messenger RNA. It is a transcript of the gene TAPBP, whose product is annotated as TAP binding protein. Lineage: Eukaryota; Metazoa; Chordata; Mammalia; Carnivora; Otariidae. The record is from RefSeq and is a predicted model, not a curated record. Gene Ontology annotation, biological process: antigen processing and presentation of endogenous peptide antigen via MHC class I. Gene Ontology annotation, cellular component: membrane.
GGGCACGGAGGGAGGAGGAGCCUAGGGUUGGGGAGGGCCCCGGGACUGGGUGGUGCUCUGUGGGCCAAGAGGGCGGGGCGGGGCCCGAGGUCCCCAGGACCGAACCGGAGAUACCGUUUCGGGAUCCCUACCCGGCCAGUGCGGAAAGCACCUGCCGCUCACGUGCCCUCACCCAACCGGAGAGGGGACUUCCUCCGCCUCUCCUGCCGGCCUUUCAAGGGAAGUGAAAGUGAAAGGGAGAAGUGGAGGCUUCGGGGCUGAGCAGAUCGCGGCGCCAUGAAGCCCCUGUCUCUGCCCCUCACCGUGGCUUUGGCCUUGGUGACCGCCGUCUCGGCGGGACCCGCGGUGAUAGAGUGCUGGUUGGUGGAGGAUGCGGGCGGGGGCCGCCUGACCAAGAAACCCGCUGCACUGCUGCUGCGCCAGGGUCCGGGGACCCCACCUCCCCGACCGGACCUCGAACCCGAGCUCUACCUCAAAGUGCAUGACCCCGCGGGAGCACUCCAGGCUGCCUUCAGGCGGUACCCCUCGGACGCCCCCGCGCCACACUGCGAGCUGAGCCGCUACGUCCCGCUCCCCGCUUCGGCGAUUUGGGCCAGGGGCCUGACCCCCGAGCAGAGCUGCCCACGGUCCCUGGACGGAACUUGGCUCAUGGUCAGCAUGUCCAGCCCGAUCUUCAGCCUCUCCAGCCUCCUGAGACCACAGUCCGAGCCUCAGCCCGAGCCUGCUCUCAUCACCUUGGCAACAGCUGUGCUGACUGUCCUCACCCACACCCCCACCCCUCGGAUCCAACUGGGACAAGAUGCUCUGCUGGACUUGAACUUUGCCUACAUGCCCCCCAGCUCUGAGGCCGCUACAUCUCUGGCCCCUGGCCCCCCUCCCUUUGGGCUGGAGUGGCGACGCCAGCACCUGGGAAAGGGGCACCUACUCCUGGCUGCAACUCCAGGGCUGGGUGAGCAGAUGCCAGCUGCCCAAGAGGGGGCAGUGGCGUUUGCCGCUUGGGAUGAUGAUGAGCCAUGGGGUCCGUGGACUGGCAAUGGGACCCUCCAGCUGCCUGCAGUACAGCCCUUCCAGGAGGGCGCCUAUCAGGCCACUGUACACCUGCCAUACCUGCAAGGGCAGGUCACCUUGGAGCUUGCUGUACAGAAGCGCCCCAAAGUAUCCCUGACGCCGGCACCUCUUGUAUGGGCUGCCCCCGGGGAGGCACCCCCCGAAUUGCUCUGCCACGUGUCCCACUUCUAUCCCCCCGAGGGCCUGGAGGUGAAGUGGGAGCUCCGGGGCGGCCCAGAGGGCAGCUUUCAGAAGGCUGAGGGGCAGAGGUGGCUCUCUGCCCUGCGCCACCACUCGGACGGCUCUGUCAGCCUCUCUGCGCACCUGCAGCCCAACCCAGUCACGGCCAAACACCAUGGGGCACGCUAUGCCUGUCGCAUCCACCACCCCACCCUGCCUGCCUUGGGGCGCAGCGCCGAGGUCACCCUGGAGGUGGCAGGUCUCUCUGGGCCCUCCCUAGAGGACGGCGUGGGCCUCUUCCUGUCUGCCUUUCUCCUCCUCGGGCUCAUCAAAGCGCUGGGCUGGGCAGCUGCCUACAAGUCCACUUUGAAGGAUUCAAAGGAGAAGAAAGCACAGUGAGGGCACUCAUCACCAUCCUGGGGAAGCCACCAUCAUCUCUGGCCUGAGCUACUGCAGUAGCGCCCCCAAAUAGUACACCAUCAUCUGCUCAUGCUCCCUCCAGUCUCUCUCCACAGAGCAGCUGGAAUGCUUUGCCAAAGGACACAAACCUAUAGCAUUUCCUUUCUUAGAGCUCUAAGGCAGUGGGUCUCAAAAUUUUUAAAUCUCGGGACCGCUUAAAAAUUGUCAAGAACUCUAAAGAGCUUUUGGUUAUGUGGGUGAUAAACCAUAGAUAUUUAUGCUACUGGAACUUAGUAAGUUAUGCUACUUACUUAGUAAGUUCUAGCAGCAUAAAUUGCUUAGUAAGCAAGCCCGCGUUCCAUGAGCUGGGAGGACAAUGAUGUCAAUAGCUUCUGGAAAGCUCCAGUGUACAUUUUUUUUUUUUUGAGAGAGAGUGAAAAAGGCAAAUAACAUCUUAGUAUUGUUAUGAAUGGCCUUAACUUCGCACACCCACCGAAAUAGUCUCCAGGACCUCUGGGACAAGGGGCACACUUGGAGAACCAGUGCUCUAGAAGCCAAAUCCAUUUCUUGUCCUGGCCUAGGCAUCUGCCGUGCUAGAGCCACUGCUUGCCUCUUCAACCCCACCUGGUGCCCUCCGGCCCUUCCCUCAGUGUUCGCCACACCGAUGGCUAUUUCUUUUUUUCCAAUGGCUCCCACCUUCCCCGGUCUGUUCCCUUUGUCUGGGCCACCCUCGCCCUUCUUAGGCUCCACACCAGGUCAGCCUCCUUACUCCCUCAGACCGCCGCGUGUCCCUCUUGUGCGGUUCACCACAGUUGUAUUUGAGUGACUGUGCGAGCCGUUGUUAGAUGCCUGUCUCCCCUCCCGGGCUGUCGGCUCCUCAAAGGCAAGAACGUGCCUAUCUGUCCACUGCUGUGUCCCCGCUCGGGCACAGGGCCGGGCGCCCACUGGAGGGCGCUCAGCACAAGAAAUCAGUCCUUUUUUUUGUCCUAAGUACUCAAAGGCAAGUGUUCGACCAAAGAACUACUGGACGAAGGAAGCGGCAGCUGGCCUGCGGACCUCCGAGGGGGAGGACCGUCGGCUAGACCGACGCGGGAAGCGGAUCUAAUCGUGUGGGAAUAAAGUUGUGUUCCAGUGCUCCCCA